AUGACAUCAAAUGUCUCGGCUCUCCAUAAAAAAGGCCAGAGGCUCUACCAAAAAGGAAACUUCAAAGCUGCCAUCGAGGCCUUCAGCGAGGCAUUGAACCAAGAAGAUGCAGAUACCAUUGGCAUUUUAGAUAAUCGUGCAGCGACUUACUGCAAACUUGAGAACUAUGACCAGGCGCGUCGAGAUUCAAGACACAUGAUCAAAAAGGCCAACCAAGAUGAGCGCGGAUACCUACGAUGUGCAAAGGUGCUUCUCCUUGAAGGAAAGCCAUCCAAGGCUCUGGAAAUCUACGCUUAUGCUCUGAAGACGCUUCCAAGUAAACACCCACGUCGUGAAUUGCUGGAUCAAUUGCACAACAAGCUUCAGGAUCGGAUGCUUCUCAAUAAGCUGGAUCCUUUUACAGUAUUGCCCUUCGAGCUUGCAAUGAUGGUAAUCAAGGACUUCUCCUUCAAGCAAAUCGUGGGCAUUUUGCGUGUCUGCAAAGGAUGGGAACGAUUCUUCGGCUCCAUAUCGGACUUAUGGAUGAACCUUGACUUCAGUACCGCUCGAGCGACAGUUCCUUUUUCCGCAGUCCGGUCAUGCAUCCGGCGAUCUAAAGGGUUGCUCACUCGAGCCUUUCUCAAGAACUUGCCACUUCCGCAAACACCCAGGACCUUGGAAUUUCUGAGCAGAUGUCCACAUAUUGAGCACCUGCAACUAUGGGUGUCUCACGAUCAUAACGACUUAUUUGCUAAGUUCAAGGGCUCAAAGAAGCUCAAAAGCCUAAUUCUCUCGGCUGACAUGGCGCUUCCAAAUGAUUAUCUCGGUCGAUUCUUGAUCGAGCUACCGAAACUCGAGCGUAUUGCAAUAUACAAUUCUCGAAACUCAUCUCCGGUGUUUCUACGGGCUGGAUCCUGGCCGGCUGCUCUACCAAACCUUAAAAGCAUCCUUCUGUCCACGAGCCAACAGCCGCCAACCGGGCCAUUGACAGAAGUCGUGCCUGCUCUGCAUAUUCCACACAUCCUAUCUGAUAUCAAACCUCACCCUUAUCAGAAUCUAGAAGAUUUGCGGUUAGAGGCGAACCCACCAAAGAUUACGCCAUUGUAUUUCCCCUCCGAAGCCGAUGCGGGUCCUGGUGGUCUUCUAAAUACUGCGAAUAUUGAAAAUUACUCUCUACCACCGCUCCGUCAUCUUAAACUUCAGGGCAUCUCGCCAAAUAUUUCCUUGCUCACCUUUUUACCCACUACCAUCGAAUCCCUCGCUAUAGUCGGUGGACCAUCUCGGUCAAGCGUCAUCAGAUCCGUUCCAAAAACAUUUUCAAAGCUAGACACCCUCGCCUUCAGUGACACCGGCUGGCUUAAUGGGUUGAACUUUCAGAUACUUGUUUUUGAGCUACAGCUCCCAAUUCGAACUCUGCACUUGGAUCGAUGCUUCAAUCUUACUUUGACAAGUCUCGUUGAUAUGGUGGAUGCAAGGCAAAAUGCCCAUCUGGCGGGACUUGAAGAGCUCACCAUUACUCAUGUGCAAGCGGUGGAUGACGAUUUUGCGAUCCUGCUCCUAGACGCAUUUCAUAACCUUACUCUGCUGGAUUUAUCCCAUACGGGUAUUACGGGCUGCACGAUUCGGAGGAUUGCCGAUUUUCUAGGAUCUGAUUCGUCCGAAGUUCCAAAGAUUAAUCUUCUGAUUGUGCGAGGCUGCGAAGGCGUCUCUUCGGACGCUGUGGUAUACGGUCGAGAGAAGGGACUGGAUGUGGUGAUCUGA
Messenger RNA from Penicillium odoratum, 1740 nucleotides. Its product is annotated as Leucine Rich Repeat domain protein. The record is from RefSeq and is a predicted model, not a curated record. The transcript has 5 exons. NCBI's taxonomy places the organism in Eukaryota, Fungi, Ascomycota, Eurotiomycetes, Eurotiales, Aspergillaceae. Gene Ontology annotation, molecular function: Hsp90 protein binding. The coding region runs from base 1 to 1740 and encodes 579 amino acids.